Quercus robur (English oak) is the source of this 1434-nucleotide messenger RNA. Its product is annotated as putative disease resistance RPP13-like protein 1. The coding region runs from base 1 to 1434 and encodes 477 amino acids. Lineage: Eukaryota; Viridiplantae; Streptophyta; Magnoliopsida; Fagales; Fagaceae. The transcript has a single exon. Gene Ontology annotation, molecular function: ADP binding. Gene Ontology annotation, biological process: defense response to other organism. The record is from RefSeq and is a predicted model, not a curated record.
AUGAAAUCUCUGCAUCAUCAAUUAAACCUCUCCGUGUUUAUCAAUUAUCACAUUAAGCCAUUAUCAGAUGAAGAUAGUUGGUCGUUUUUUGUAAAUUUUGCUUUUGGAGGCCAAAACCCAAGUUCAUAUCCAGAACUAGAAGAUAUUGGCAGACAAAUUAUGGAAAAGUGUCGUGGCUCUCCUUUAGCUUUAAGAACAGUUGGGUGUUUCUUGCGCUUGAAGCUGCAAGUUGAGGAGUGGGAUGCUGUACUAGAUCAUUUGAAGCAAAAUUUGGAGGAUUUUAAAACUGCAAUGAACAACACGUUAACACUGAGCUACAGCACAUUAAAACUGAGCUAUGAUCAUCUUUCUGCACAAAUAAAGCGAUGUUUUGCAUACUGUUCAAUAUUUCCCUCCAGUUAUGAAUUUGAGAAAAAUAAGUUGGUCCUCUUAUGGAUGGCAAAAGGUCUUCUGCAUGACCCCAGAGGAAACUCCAGAAUGGAAGAUGUUGGUGAUGAGUACUUUCAAGAAUCAUUAUCAAGGUCUUUUUUUCAGAUAUCAAGUGGCAAUAAAUCAUGUUUUGUGAUGCAUGAUCUUGUGAGUCACUUUGCUGUUGAAGUGUCUGGGAGAUAUUGCUGCAGAUUGGAGGAUCUUGGUCCUUCUGUCUCUGAAAGGACCCGGUAUUUGUCGCUGUUAAGCAUCAAAUAUAGUUUCCUGGUGAUCCUUAGAGCCAUUAAUACAGCCAAGCUUUUAAGGACCUUUUUGCUAUUAGAUCAUGGAUCAUAUCAUUUAGAUAGCAAUAAAAUGCUGAGUAGUUUGUCCAAACUGCAAUUCUUACGAGUGCUUUCUUUAUCUCAUUAUCCCAUCACUGAGCUACCUGAUUCAAUCAGCAAUUUCAAAUAUUUACGGUACAUAGAUCUCUCUUACACCGCAAUCCAGAUGUUACCUGAAUCAGUAUGUGAUCUCUACAGUUUACAAACAUUGAUAUUGUCCUUUUGUCAUUCUCUUACUGAAUUGCCAGAAAACAUUUGGAAACUCUUAAACCUGCGUCAUCUUAUUAUUAGUGGAACAGAUUUAAAUGAGAUGCCCAAAAAAAUGAGCAAUCUAAAAUAUCUUCAAACACUAUCUUACUUUGUUGUGGCCCAAAAAAGUGGCUCAACAGUUGAAGAGUUGGGGGGUCUUCAGUAUCUUCAUGGAACACUUAGCAUUUUAAAGUUGCAGAAUGUGGUCUCAGCAGAAGAUGCAGCCAGGGCUCUCUUGGGGGAGAAGACAGACCUAGAUGAGCUAGUGUUAGAAUGGGUUGAUGAUUCCAUUGUUCCAAAAAAUGUUAGAGAUGUGCUUGAACAGCUAGAGCCUCAUACAAAUUUGAAGAAGCUAAGCACUAAAUUUUAUUGUGGUACAAGAUUUCCACAUUGGCUUGGAAAAUCUUCAUUCUCCAACAUAGGGACGUCUUAG